Molecule: messenger RNA, 3739 nt
Organism: Haliotis rufescens (red abalone)
Lineage: Eukaryota; Metazoa; Mollusca; Gastropoda; Lepetellida; Haliotidae
Product: LIM domain transcription factor LMO4.1-like
Exons: 4
Coding region: 360-923 (187 amino acids)
Source: RefSeq, a predicted model, not a curated record
UGGAUAUCAUUAGAGGGCCCAUUCAUAGCUCAGUCGUUGUGCUUCGCGCUAAUGAGGUAACCCCAAUGCGAUAUGACAAGCCAAAUUACUGGAGUUGGGAUGCUUCGGCCGACACGGCUUGAAUUAAAGAUCGGCCAUCAGUGCGGGCGAGACUAGGGGCGAGGAAGGACUGUCGUGUUGUGAUGUUACUGAAUGAUACAGUGGUUUGAAAGUGUAGGAACUGCUUGCGGUGAAAACUGUCUACUCGUACCACAGGAUAACGCAGGGUCGGAGUACGCUACCCAGGAACGCUACGAUUCUCAUACUAACUGGACCUGUCAGUUAAUCUCGGGUUAACAUUGGUGGCAGACGUGUGGACCAUGGACCCGUCUGUGUCCGCAUUUAACUCCAUGACAAACGGAAACGCAGACAGCAACCAGCUCCAAAUGAACGGCAGUUUAGUGUCUCAAGCAACCAACAACCCCCAGGGUAAUGGGGGCCCGAACGGAGGGGGUCCGGUUAAAGCGUGUGGGGGGUGCGGUGCGCGCAUCGUAGACAGAUUCCUCUUACACGCAUUAGACAGAUACUGGCACACAGGUUGCCUAAAGUGUUCUUGCUGUCAGGCACAGCUUGGCGAAAUCGGGACAUCGUGUUUCACAAAAGCAGGGAUGAUUCUAUGUCGGAAUGAUUACAUUCGGUUAUUUGGGUCUGGAGGUACAUGCGCGGCCUGUUCACAAAACAUUCCUGCCAGCGAGCUCGUAAUGCGCGUGCAAGGCAACGUAUAUCACUUGAAGUGUUUCACGUGCGUCUCGUGCCACGGGCAGCUCGUGCCAGGAGAUAGGUUCAGUAUUGUCAACGGCAGCUUACUCUGUGAACAAGAUUAUCCAAAAGUGCUAAAAGGUCACGCUUCGCUGCCCGCGCGGACAGCGCAUAAGGUAUGUUGAUGGCUGACUCGUAAAGACUGUUCACGCCCUCUCCAUUGGCUACUCGUUUGUUAGAGGGUCAUUUCACAAAUCUUCAUCCAAUCUUUGCAUCUCCGGUCAGUCGGCCAUUAGGGCAGCAGCAGCAGCAGCAGCAGCUCGCGAUGGUGAACACGGCAACAUUCUGCCUGUUGGAUGUCCUCGUUUGUCAACACACAAACAAUACCGGGCCUUCUCGCUGAGGAUCAACAAGUGGCUAAAUAUUUAACGUGAUGACGAUUCUUGACAUUGCCAAGGUGCAGGAAACAAAAUGGCCGUUAACUGUAAAUGGCGGAACCCAUUGUCGUCUGCUCUUUGAGGGAAAUCACAAACGCAAACAGCGACUUGUUUGAGGAGGUGUGCUACAAUACCAGACACGAAACGUUCUCAAAACAUUUUGACUUUAUGAGCAUUUUCGUUUCUGCAACUAUUUAGACAGUAUACAAGAACUGUCAACAACUGUCUGGUCGAAGCAAACAGCUGUGGAGACGUUACUUCCGGUUCGCCGUAAUGAACGAUGACGUCAUCAUGACGCGAUGACAGCAGACGACAGUGAGAUACUGAUAGCUGCAGUGUCUUAUUCGCAAGGCCAUGUUUUAUCAAGAGUGACUGGAAAAGGAAGAGAAUGUACACUUGUAAAUAUUCCGUUCAUAAACCCGUUCCUAUGCUUUGGUCCAGUGAAACUGUCUGGUGCAGCCUUGCGGCAAUCUGAACACUCACGCCCGUCUCCACCGCGUGUACAGUCUCUGUCACUUCAAUUCGUUGCACGUGCUGUAGUAUGAUGUGUUACGUUAUAUGUAGGUGGCUCGAACGGUAACAUUUAAGUGCCUAUAUUUUGUUGAUAAUUUAUAGAAACUUCAAUCACGGGGAGGGCGCCGUUCCAUGACAAUUAUCCAGUAUACUCUAGCUAUUCUUGGGGUCGUUUGUAUCUUUAACAUGUACCUCAUAGAUACAUCAAUUCUGUACUUUCAUGCAAUUUAUUGUGAAGUCCGUUUUUUCAUCAAAGAAAAAUAAAACAUGCCUCAUUUAAGAACUUUAGAUGAAACAUUUUACCAUUCUGAAAUGACACGUGACCUAAUGUAAUUCAUUUAACGUCUUUUCACUUUUUAGUUAUCAUUUUUUCCUCUUAAAUGAUGGUAUUAGGUUUCAGGAGGUUUUCACAGUUGCAACUUAUUUGUGAGAAACCGGGGAUUAAGUAUAUAGAUUACAUGUGAUUAAUGUACUGUAAAGAUAUUCGGUUACUGCAUUUUCAAUAUGUUUGAAAAUUUAGCUUUAAAAAAAUACUGGUCUUGAAAGAAGGGAGAAUAUAUUGGUGGGGUAUUUGUCAUCAAAGCUGUGCACCGGAUACGCUGUGUGAGACGAGUGUAGCCAAGUAUGGUAGAAAUGAUCUACAAAAUAUGAAUAACAUUCCUUCGGCCUGGAUUAACGUAAACUUGAAUUUUGUUUCACAGUAUCGAUCGUAUUUUGAAAUGUGAUGAUCUUGAAUAUCAUACGUAAAUACUGAACACAGAGAGUAAGAUUGCUUGUUGGAAUUGUUUCUGUAUUGGCCUGGUUCUUGUGUGUUUCAACUGUACGGGCAGACAUGUACACAUGUUCUUUACCUUGUGACAAAAAAUUGUCAAUUGACAAAAUGUCUUGAAAAUAUAUAUUGACAAUAUUUGAUAUUGAUCAGCUGGAAGUAAAACUGUGUCCAGUGUGUAUGGCUCUCUCCGACAUAAAAUGUAUCACGUUAAACGUCGAACUGAAUAAAUUCGGUUGCGCACAACUGUUGAAAACGAGCGUAUUCAAACUGUGCACUUUUGACCAUAUGUUUAUAUAUACUUGAAUAUCGCACACACGAGAUGUAACAUUUUAUUUCCGAGACUUGGGUUCAGUUGUGAUUGGAGAACGGUGUCACGGGUUCUCAGCGUGCAGUGCUGUGUCCCGCUGCGGCCUGCUGGCUCCACGUGGCGUGGGUUCGAAGCCUAGAUUCCCCGAUCACGGUCCUUGGUUUGUCAGCACCAUACCUGUGGGUUUCACCAAAGUGGUACACGUCUCCGACUUGCUUCAUUUUGGGCUGUCCUUCCACAUGGAGUUGACACGUUGUGAUCAUUGUGAAAUAAUGAUGUUAAAAUCUGCGUUUCGCCCAACCUGCUGAUGGCACCGAGAAAGAGAACCAUCGUUUUAUCGUAUAAAACUCAUAAUGCGGAUCGUCACGAUAUGGCUGAAAUAUUGCCGAUGUGACGUUAAACUGUUUUCAGAAAGGUGAAAUAAUCAACUGUUGAACCUACAUCCCUCUAGAACCGACAUCCGGCAGUGGGUACUCUUGUGGUUAAACACCGAAGACGAGUUCGAUUCCAUUUUGGAAAUAUGUGAAACCCAUUGUUGGUACCCCCCCCUUCCCCCGCCGGGAUAUUGCUGUAAUAUGGCUAAAAGCGGCGCAAGACCAAGGUCACUCAUUCAAUCAAUGUAUUGACCCCACCCUCCACCCCUAUCCUAAGAAAAGCCCUGAGGAUAACUCUGCCGGGCCCCUCACUUUGUCUGUGGGAGGGGAAUAAGGGAUUCCCUGGGUAUUUAGUUUCCUCCACGAGGGAACGCACUUUGUUUACCGUGAUUUGCUUUUAUGAGGUAUUGUUUUUUUCUUUGAAACACUCAUCGCUGGACACUGAUGUGAGACGCUUGGACUUGCAAUUGUGUUUUUUCCUGUGCUAAUUAACGUGUAACGAGAGCCUGUGUGUGACUGUGUGUAUAUACUGGUGAGACUGAGAUAUGAUGGAGCUACGGAGACUUGUUGUCAAUAAAUGUACAGUGUUGAUACAUUA